AAAUCUGAGUUAAAAUGUAGUUUUCUGUUUAAGUUAUAUUCUCUCGAUCACCUUCAAAAGAAAAAUUCUUCUUCGCAAAAGUUUGACUGCAUUUCUAACCCAAAAACAUCUUUACGAAAAUAAACAAACGAGCAGAAAAAGGGAAAGAAAAAAUCGGCCUUUGUUUUGCUACACACUCACGUUUUUAUCGGACGACAACUUGAUUAUUUUUUAAUCUUUUCUCAUCCGGUAAACCCCGCUCUGUUUGAGGAAAUUGUUUGGUUGCUCUGCGGUAAACGGGCCAAUCAUGCUUGCAGGAAUAAACUCUUUACUUCUAUAAUUUUUAUGUAACUUUGAACACUGCUUCAUCCGUUUUUAAAGAAGAUAUCACCAUCUCUAUUCUGUUACAGAAUUAUUCAGUCAACUCAACUCGAGUCGAUAAGCAGUGCGGAGAAAAAUUCCUGCCCUUAGAAAAUGGAAGCACUGAGCAUUUUCUUAGCCACUACCAAAGACGUCUCCUAUAUACUGCUUAGUCAUCCUUUCUAUUCUAUAGUGGGAACCCUAUUUUUAACUGUAGGUUUAUUGACAUUUUACUGUAGAUUGACCCUUGGAGUGUGUAACAGUGAUCAAGACAUGACCGGAAAAACUGUACUGAUUACAGGAGCAUCAGAUGGGAUCGGCAAAGAAACUGCACGUGAUUUGGCCAGGAGGAAUGCACGAGUCCUAUUGGCUUGCAGAAAUUUGGGCAAAGCCAAUAAAGUCGCCCAGGAAAUAAUGGAAGACACGGGAAAUCACAACCUCGUCCUGAAAGCACUGGAUCUCAGCAGUUUCGAUUCCGUGAGAAAAUGUGCCAGAGACGUGCUCAGAACAGAGAAGGAGCUGCAUGUUCUCAUAAACAACGCCGGUAUUAUUUCAUCCGGGAAGCGGGAGACAACAGAGGACGGAUGCGAGAAAGUGAUGCAGACCAAUCAUUUGGGACAUUUUCUCCUCACGCUGUUACUCUUAGAUUUACUGAAAAAGAGUUCUCCGAGCAGAAUUAUUAACGUGUCUUCUGCUGCCUACACCCACGCUAAAUUAGAUGUGGACGACUUAAAUAAUGAGAAAUCGGAGCCUCUGUAUAACAUGAGAUAUUACUUCAACUCAAAGUUGGCAAACAUAUACUUCACAAAAGAAUUAGCUUCAAGACUUUCUGGAACAGGCGUAACGGUGAAUGCUGUGCAUCCUGGGGCGGUUAGGACUAACGUCUUUUCUGGCAGAAAUGGAUUAUUGGUUGCUUUAUCGAAACUUGGCUUUCUUUUUCUUGGAAAGUCUUCUGCAGAAGGUGCGCAAACAACUAUCCACGCCGCCGUUCACCCUAAUCUGGAGAGAACUACUGGGAAGUACUUUGGCGACUGCAAAGAGGAGAAAUUGCAAGGUAUAGCGUCUAGCAGGGCGAUGGCAAGGCGAUUGUUUGAAAACAGCGAGAAGAUCGUCGGUUUGACAUUUCAGGGAGGGACUAUAUAGCGAAUGCUCAAAAUUUCAAAAAGAUUCAAGAAUUUCAAGACGACAAGGAUCUUAACCACACUGUUAAAAUUAUUCAAAGAUGAUUUGAAGAUCAAGGAGAGGAAUAGGACAUCUUGAUUGCCCCCCCCCCCCUCCAGAAUCCUGACUGGAGCACAAAUGAAUGAUUGUGGUGAUAUUUGAAGUCGAAACUUCGUCCACAUUCUACUUUUUUGAAUUAGAGGCUGCUGUCAAGGAAGCAUAACUUCAUAUUCCAUUAAAUGUUGUCCAUGACUUAUAUGACUCCCAUCCCACAUCAAAUAGAAACUAUAAUUAAGUCGAAGGUUGGUACAACCUUUUAUUAAUAAAGCUUUUCUCUUA
Uloborus diversus is the source of this 1839-nucleotide messenger RNA. Its product is annotated as retinol dehydrogenase 12-like. Bases 454 to 1482 code for a protein of 342 amino acids. The record is from RefSeq and is a predicted model, not a curated record. The transcript has 8 exons. NCBI's taxonomy places the organism in Eukaryota, Metazoa, Arthropoda, Arachnida, Araneae, Uloboridae.